Drosophila bipectinata is the source of this 8466-nucleotide messenger RNA. RefSeq names its product Rab3 interacting molecule (gene Rim). Gene Ontology annotation, molecular function: transmembrane transporter binding; small GTPase binding. The record is from RefSeq and is a predicted model, not a curated record. Gene Ontology annotation, biological process: intracellular protein transport; positive regulation of synaptic transmission; regulation of synaptic plasticity. Gene Ontology annotation, cellular component: cytoskeleton of presynaptic active zone; presynaptic membrane. Lineage: Eukaryota; Metazoa; Arthropoda; Insecta; Diptera; Drosophilidae.
GCAAGCGUCAACGAACUCAAUCGAUUGGGAAAAACUAGAAAAACUAGAGGAAAACCCUAAGCCAUUAGCCAUGGACGAAAUGCCGGACCUGUCGCACCUGACGCCACACGAGCGGAUGCAGAUCGAGAAUGUCCUUAUGCGCCAAAAGCAGGAGGAGGAGAAGCAAAAUGAGAUCAUGCGGCGCAAACAGGAUGAGGUGGUUACACUGGAAAUGCAAAUCAGACAACGCUCCGAGCAGCAGAAGAAGGCCGGCGUGGAGCUGGAUGCCACCUGUCACAUCUGCCUUAAGACCAAAUUCGCCGACGGUGUUGGCCACAUAUGCCACUACUGCAACAUUCGGUGCUGCGCCCGAUGCGGCGGCAAAGUGACUCUCCGUAGCAAUAAGGUGAUUUGGGUGUGCAUAUUGUGCCGCAAGAAACAGGAGCUCCUGUCCAAAACUGGCCAGUGGAUAAACAAGACAGCGGGCCACCAGGAUGGAUUCAUCCGGCGCAUUGAGCCUGAUGGCAGCAGUGACAUCUCCCAGCAGACCAUCGUGGAUCCGCACGACCAAACGGAUAAGCGGCCCAAGCUGGAACGAACUCGCAGCGCCGCUGAGAAGGAAAACCUGCCCAUGCAGCGAGCGGGGAGCAUGCUCCGGCGUCAGUACUCGCAGCAGGAGCAGCCCACCAACCGGAGGCUCUCAGUGUCUGACAGCGGAAUGGAUCCUAUGAUGAGUCCCGGCCAGCAGCAGCAAAUGCAGCACCACCAACAGCAGAUGCAGCAACGCUCCCGCAUGCAACCGAUGAAUCCUCAGCAGGCGCAGCAGGCAUAUGGCAUGCAACAACAGCAGCAGCAAAGAACCGGUGGCGCUUAUCCAGAGGAUGAUCCGCGUUUCUAUCAGGGCGAGCUAGAUGGUCUGAUGAGACAGCACCCGCACCUGGCGCAUCCCAGUCAGGUGCAAGCGCCACACCAGCCACAGUCACAACACCAACAGCAGACGCAACACCACCCACAGCAGCAGCAGCAGCACCUUAUGCCCCAGCAACAUCGCCAAUCACCGCAGCAACAUGUGCCCCAGCAGCAGCAGCAGCACCAGCAACAACACCAGCAGCAAUUCGCGGCUAGACAGCAGCAGCAUCAGGUGCAGCAAUCCUACCAGGCGCAGAUUCACCAGCAGCCUCACCAGCCAAUGCCGCCACACCACGGGCAGCCAGGCAUGUCGCAGAUGGGAGGCUACCAAAAGCCCCCGCCCUUGACCCGCAACCUGACCAUUUCCGGGGGUCAUGCCAUGGACACCAGCGCGUACAGCCAGCAGCAACAACAGCAGCAACGCCGGGCUCUGGCCGGAUCCCAGUACGCCUCACAGCAGCAGAGAUCCUUCAGCAGCUCCGAGGAGGAGUUCCAGCAUCAGCUGAUGCAGGCCCAGGCCCAAGCCAGCGGGGGGAUGCCCAGCGUGGUUACCGCCGGAUCGGACUAUGACGGCGGGCGCCUCCAGGUGCGCACCUCUCUGGAUCCGUGGCGCCAGCAGCGGAGCCUCAACGAGCGGGACCUGCUCAGCUCCGGCGGUGACUUACGCCACCUGUCGCAGACCAGUCAGCGGCUGUACGCCUCCGCGGACCAGCGAGACCGCUACGAGCUGCAACUACAGCACCGCGAGCGCCUCGAGCAGUAUCCGCUGACGCGAACCGCACGCCUGGACGUCCAGCAGCGGAACUCGCUCAAUCGCAGCAACCACGAGCGGCAGUUCUCCACGGCUGGUGGAGCGGGAGCAGCGAGUGGUGCUGCUGGCGCCUACCGACGUGCCCCGCCCUUGGCCGCUGCCGGCGGCGGCGGCAGCAGCAGCAGCAGCACCACUAGCAGCAGCUACUACCCCCAGGCAAAGCCGCAGAUUGUGAUUGGUCCGGGAACGGGAUCUGGAACGUUAUCGGCAUCGGGCUCCUACGAUAGAGGGGCAGCCAUGGCGGCAGAGGCGGCACGGGGCAGUGGUCAUCGCGGCCUGCUGGGCGCCUCAAGGAGCGGCGGGGGCAGCAGCUCCGUCAGCUCCACAGAGGCGGCCUACUGGGACGAACCGGCCACCAGCUCCUCCUCGUCAGCUGCCCAGGAUUCGCGGCGCUUCACCGAGCGCAGAAUAAAGAAGACGGUGCGCUUCGAUGCCCACGACGACGAGGCCGUCCUGCUGGCUGCCAAUCAAGCCCUGCCCCCGGUGACCGCAAUCCUGCCCUCGACGGCGGUGGAUGUGGGAGCUGCCACCAUUCUGAGCAGCGGGAAAACGCUGGACGGCGACUGGUCGCGUUGGGAGUCGGAACGCCAGGGCAGCCAGGACUCGGCCACCAAGGACUCAGGCAUCGAUACCAGCAGCACGUUCACCAGCAGCGAGGACUCGAAUCGCGGCGACGGUCCCAAGAAUCCGGUGAAUUGGCAAACAUCCGCGGACAAUACUCGCCUGAUCGGGCAUAUGAUAUUGCGUAAAUACUAUGACGGGGAGGAUAUAUUAGGCUUAAAGGUCAACGGCGGUCAGCCCCUUGGAGUGGGCGGCGGCGUCGCAGGAGGCGGCGCAGGAGGAGGUAUAGGAGGUCCAUGCGGGGCAAUUGUGGAGAAGGUGAAACGCGGAUCGGUGGCCGAUCUCGAGGGCCGGAUUCGACCAGGCGACGAGAUAAUCGAGUGGAAUGGCCGCAGCCUGCACAACAAGAGUGCCGACGAGGUUUACGACAUCAUCGACGAGAGCCGCCUGGACGCCCAGGUGGAACUGAUUGUGAGCCGGCCGAUUGGGACCGGCGGUGGCAGUGGCGGCAGCAGCAGCAACGUCAGUCCCAGCAGUGCCUGUUCCGCUUCCGCGUCCGGCAUAUCCGGCAUUUCCGGCGGCUCCGCCAGCAGCACCGCCCCGCGCCGCUCUUCGGCCAACUUUCCGCACAGCGGACUGGCCUGCAGCAUGGCGGGAAGUGCGGUGGUCAGCAGUGGCGGAAGAUAUCUUCAGCGAAAAGCUCCUGCGGUUGAGGCUAUCGAAAUCCAUCGAGAUAAGCCAAGUGUGCUGAUUACCUCGCCCGGUUCGCCGGACAUCCACACCGGUGUUCCAGGAUCAGGAGCUGGCGGAGGACUGCGGCAACGUGGCGUCGUCGCGCAUCAAACGCAACGCCUGGGACCAAGUCACAGCAGCCACAGCCACAGCAGCAGCGGGAGUGGCAGCGGCAGCAGCACCAGCAGCGCCCACACCGCCCCCUCCAACGUCACCAACCUCGCAUCCGCAUCCGCCACCGGCUCCGCCUCGGGCGGUCUGCACGGCACAACGACGGCGGGCCAUCAUCACCACCAUUGCCAUCCGCAUUCGCAUCAACACCCGCUACAACAUCAAGGACUGCCCACCGCCCACCUGCACGGUCACGGGGUGGGCGGGGGCGUGGCCAUGGGAAGCGGCUCAGGCACCACCACACAAGCGCUUCCGAUCGAAGGUCGGUUGCAGCUGAAGCUCGGCUACGACCAGAACACGUUGCAGCUGAUCGUGACCCUGGUCUGCGCCACCGGCCUCUCCCUUCGCCAGAGCGGAGCUGGCCGCAAUCCCUACGCAAAAGUGUUCCUUCUGCCCGAUCGCAGCCACAAGUCGAAACGGCGAACAAAAACUGUGGGCACCACCUGCGAGCCACGCUGGGGCCAAACCUUUAUCUACUCGGGCCUGAGACGCUGCGACCUCAGCGGCCGGCUGCUGGAGGUGACGCUGUGGGAUUAUGUUCGGUACGGGGCCAACGACUUCAUCGGCGAGGUGGUAAUCGAUCUAGCGCACCACAUCCUGGACGAUGAGGCGGAGUGGUACCAGCUGCAGCCUCAUCAGGAUACCUCCUACCUCUUACGUGACGAGGGCAGCGAUGUGGACGGCCUGAUACUGACACCGACAGAUCAUUUAUCACCGCCGAGCACCAUGUCGCGCCUGAGCGACUCGGACACAACGUCCGACUGUGACAUCGAUGGAAUGACCCCGGGGGCCAGCAUCUCGUCGAUGGGCAGCUCAGCGAGUCCACCACCCCUGCUUGAGAUCGAUCUAAACGAGCGUCGCUCCAGACGCGAUAUGUCUCCCCAGGGCCGCAAACGGGUGGCCGGGAUGGUGGCCCGCGACUACCGCACUGUAUCUGGCAUCGGACAAAGUUACCACAAUCAGGCAUCUGCCAGCGGCUACUAUCGUCGCGGAGGUGGUAAUGGUGUUGGUUCCGCCAUCGGUCCCGGUGGCAUGAGCCUUAGCCAACGCAGCCACUCAGCGGCACCCAGUGACAGCUACCACAGUGGUGGAGGAGGAGGCGGCGUUCCCUCUGGCGGAGUGGGCUACGGAUAUCGGAGUACCAGUCCGCGGCGCGGAUCUCUUUCGCCUCCCGACGAUCGCUACAUAGACUAUCCAGUUCUUCCAGUUCACGGCUCACCCAACGCUCCAUCGGCAUACCAGGGGCCGGGUGGCGCAUCCUCAGCGUCAGCUGCCACGCAGCAACAGCGGUUCCAGUCGCGAUCGGCUACAGCCACGCCUACAGGCUCUCCCAAGAAAAGGCAACUGCCACAGGUGCCCCAGACAUCUCGCAGCGCCAUGUUGAGGGACCGACUCGGUCAGGACUUUGACGAGCGACUGGCCUCGGGCGGCCGCUUUGGGCGGCACCGCACAAGGCAGCCCCACCACCAGGCCACCUACCGCAGCACUGGGAUGGGCGGCUGGGAGCGGCACUAUACGGGCCUUUCCGACAGCGACCUGCACUCGAUGGACACCAGGAUGCGACCACGACACUCCCUGUCGCCGGACAAGGACUUUAUGGGCGAGUUCGGCGACUCCGAUAUGGAGUCUGUGGUCAGUGUGACCUCCAGCGCCUUCUCCACGCAGUCGGAGCGACCGCGUACCUCGCGUGGCCUCAGCUUCCCCCGCAACUGGCGCAAUCUCUUUGGCGUCCGCAACAGUUUCCUCAGCGGAUCCGGAGGUGAGCCCAUCACCGGACUGCGGCUGCACCACUCGGAGCCGGGCAGGGCCAACACCAUCGAGGUGGAUGACUGUGAUUACCUGCCAUCGGGCGGGGCCCAGCAACUGGUUCUCCUCGAGCAGCUGGAGCAACUGCAACAUCUGGCCGCUCUGGCGGCUGCCGACUCGCCCCCAAUCUCCGCCAGAGUCGGAAUGGGCAUAGCCCCGCACCAGGUACUGGUGACGGAUGCCAACAGUGGCCAACUGGUGGAGCAGUUCUUCGUGGAGCCAGGCACCGUGGCCGAGGAGGCCCUUAUGCCGCUCGAGCCACUGGACCCACUCGAUCCCCAUGCGCAUCUGCAUCCACAUUCCGCCUUCUACUCGCCCCAUCUGCCCACCACCAUGCCCCCAUUCGACAUUUUUCCACCAAGACGCUCGAACGGACAGAAACCAAUCGUACAAGCCACCUCCGCCGCCUAUCCGCUGCAACCGCAACCGCAACCGCUGCCGCUGCUGCCGAGCUUUGAGCAAUUCAAGCGCAUUACCUCGCCCAUCACCAAUCUCUUCCGCAGCUCUUCGCCAGCGGGCGGCCACGCCCACGCCCAUGCCCACGACCAUGCAACGACUUCGCCCAGUUCUCUGGUGGGCUAUGUGCGGGAUCACCUGGACAAAAGCUGCAGCCACUGCCAGAACGGAAGCCAACCGGUGGUGUUGUCCACGCACCACACCUUGCAGUUGAUUGGCGCAUGUCCCGAUCCCUGCUGCCUGGCGGACGCGCAUCCCCAUCCCCAGCACCAGCCUAUGGGGUAUCCCUAUGGAGGCGAACCCCGGCCACCCUCCUCUGAUCCAGCCAUGUGCGGGGAGUGCGUCGAUCAGCACUUCCUCGGCGGCUUGACGGGGCCGCAACUUAAUCUCGGAGUGGUGCCUACCUAUCAUGUGCACACACCCACGCCAAACGCCCAUAGAAGGGCCAGGGGGCAGAUGAACACGCCGGCCCCGCCACCGACCCAAUCGGUCCUGCGGCUAUCUCGGCAGCUAAGUGAAGACGCUCUGGUGGCAGCUGUACCCAUUUCGGAGGCCAAAGCCCAGCCCACUUCGAUUCUGAAGAAACCGAAGCUGGAGCGCCGAAGACUCUUUCAUGAGGGGCAGUCGCGUUCGCUGGACUACGAUGACCUGCACACCAAGAGCUGGGGCAGGCGUCGUAUUCGCUACGAGGACGAGAUGGCGCCCACGGACGAUUACCCCUAUCCACAUCCAAGCGCCUACGCCCACUCGCCCACCUCGGCCAUGUCACGGCGAUACGGAUCCGAGACGAACAUCCGGCAGUCUUACAUGGGCGCCAAUGUGGAUGCCAGCAAUCCGUUGAGUCACUCGCACUUCCUGGUCACGGAUGACAAGAUCGUGACCAUAACCUACGACUCUGAUGUGGGUUGGACGCGUCGAGGAGUGGCGCCUUCACUUUUUCGAGGGACGCACCGCCAACGUGGCCUGACCGAUGCCAGGCACCACAUGUCCCUGGAUCUGCAGCGGACCAGCCAGCAGAAGCUGUACGGGCCGGCGGCUCCGUAUUUGAAACGGAGGCGGAACCUGCCACAUCCACCUAGCGCCCAAAACGCGCACAACUUUUCGCCAAUGGAGGGGGGAGCGGAUCAACUGAAUGCAGCUGUGGCGGGAGUGGACCAAACGGGCAACGGCGGAAUGGGUAGCGGUGGUGGUGCACACAACACAUAUAGCAAUACCGCCACCACACACAAUAGCAACCACCAGAAUAGCCUAGCGAGUAGUGUUAGCAAUCAGCAAUCAGCUAGGCAAAAAGGGAAAGAAGGCGGAUCGAUGAUCGGAGCAUCGGAGCAGCUGACGAAAUCUAGUAGUGGGAGCGGUGGUGCAACAUCUGCUGCCGCUGCUGGGCAUCAUGUCGUCGGUGGUACUAAUGCUAAUAAUGCUUCUUCUUCCUCUUUUGCAAAUCCCCAACCACCACCACAACAACAACAACAACAACUACAUCAUGGAUCACCCAAUAAUAACAACAAACGUGUCCUUUCAUCAAUGACAACAACAAAUACUACACCACAACAAUCACACACUGACGCCAAUAACUUGACGCUUGACGCCACACAACAACAACAACAACAACUUGUACAACAACAACCAACGCCAAAUACAUGCACAAAUCUCAUAACAAACACAACAACAACAUUAUCAACAACCACAACAACAACCACACCAUCGUCGAAUGCAACGAAUGCGGCGACAACGACAACUACAACCACUGCAACAACAAAUGCUACAACAACUGCCACAAAUCCAACGACAACAACAAAUAACACUAACGAACCAAACGCAACAACCAACGCCAAUGCCGAUGCGGAUGCGGACGCGGAUGCUCCGCUGGACGCAAUCGACUGGGAUGCAAUCGAUGCGAUGCUGGACGACGACUUCAGCGAGUACGACAAGGACAAGAACGGCGCCGAUGAAGCGGGCGGCUCCAAAUCAGCAGAAGGAGCUGGUGCAGAAGGCGAAGAGAAAGUCGAUGGAAGCCUCUCGGACACCGCUACGGACAGAAAGAAAGGCGGCGCCAUUGACCAGGAGCGGUCGCCCAAGGGCGGCAGCGGCAUGGGAAAGAAGUCCAACUCCACCUCACAGCUUUCGGCAACAGGUCGUAAAAGACGUAUGGGCUUUGGAAAGAAGGGUAAGAACUCGUUCACGGUGCACCGCAGCGAAGAAGUGCUGCCCGGGGAUAUCACGCGAGAGUUGCGCAGCAGCGGCGGUGCAGGCGUCAGCGGUGCCGGUGGUGCCAGUGGAGCCGGUGGUGGCGGUCUGUCCCGCGGUUCGUCCUCGGAGGCGGACGCCAUCGAGCAGUUUUUCGGCGAUGGCGCCGGCGGGGAAAGAUUCUCCCCCUCGCUGCGAAAUGAUGGUGCCCUCAAUGAAUUUGUGGAUGGCCUGGGCCCAGGACAGCUGGUGGGUCGUCAGGUGCUGGGAGCUCCCUCGCUGGGGGAUAUCCAGCUAUCGAUGUGCCACCAGAAGGGCUUUCUGGAGGUGGAGGUCAUUCGAGCCAGAGGGUUGCAGCAAAAAGCCUCAUCGAAAAUGUUGCCCGCUCCGUAUGUGAAGGUUUAUUUGGUGUCGGGAAAGCGCUGUGUGGACAAGAUGAAGACCUCGACCGCCCGGAGAACCCUAGACCCUCUGUACCAACAGCAGUUGGUAUUUAAGCAAUCAUAUUCCGGUUGCAUACUCCAGGUAACCGUCUGGGGCGACUAUGGGCGCAUCGAGAAAAAGGUGUUCAUGGGCGUGGCGCAGAUAAUGCUCGAUGAUCUGAACCUGUCGAACAUCGUGAUCGGCUGGUACAAGCUCUUUGGCACCACCUCACUGGGUCGUCCGAUUGUCUGGGCCGGCGAAUCAGUCAUUAUGGAGGAGCCGGGCGAAUAACAAUUCACAACACUCUCAACCCAAAAACCAACAAACAACACCACAACGAAAACACUUUAAGCACCUAAGCACAAUUUAAAAUCAAGCGAACUCUUACACUGAACUGGAUUCAUAACCCUUGCAGAGAGCUGCCAGCCAGGCAG